CGGAACAAAACUAAAGCGUUCCCGCCAUUCAAUUUUUUUCCCAACCUGUGAGUGGAGACAAAGCUUUCUAUAUAAAGUAGUAGUUCCGAAAGGGUUCAAGAUACAAACACUCACUUCAAUUCUUGAAAUUUCUUGAAAUUUAAAGAAAGAGAAGGGAAAAACUUGACUAUGGAAACUUGUAAUAUUCAUCUCCAUAGCACUUUCGCUCUAAAUCAUUCUCACUUCUUCUUCAUCUCAUAAAUAUGUACUGCGUCAAUUCAUUGUCAGGGUUCCACGCCACCAUCCCCAGAGUAGCAGCUUCAACAUCUUGGAAGUACCAUUAUGGCAGCGACUAACAGAGUGCCACACCAUCAUGGUCACAAAUACUCUCAUUUGAUUUUUGGAAACUUGUAAUACAUCUCACAAAUAUUCAUUAUAUUUCUUGAAAUUUAAAGAACGAGAAGAUAACUCUAGUUUGGUUCUGUUACUUUUGUAGAUGUAGUCCGGCGAUCAUGUGAUUAUUUAGUUGUGAUCUGUUACUUUUGAUGGAAUUAUUUCUAUUAGUAGCAGCAUUAACUGUUUCUAAAUUGUGCAGCAACAAAGAUCAUGGUCACAAAAUUAUUAUUCUGCAAGCAUAGAGUAAGUUUGUUAUGCGACCUUUGUACAUUAAUAGGCUAUGGUCUUAUCUGCAUAUGGUAGUUAUGAAGCCUGGAAUUGUUCUUUUAUGAUGAAGAGAAUCAGUCGACAGUUGAAAUAAAGAUGUUCAUGUGAUUUAUGAGGUCGGGGUAGAAAUACUCUCAGUUGAGGAUGUGUAUUCUAAAAAACUUAAGUUUUUAUCUUUCUAAAUUGAUCGUUCAGUUGACAUUGGAAACUUGCAAUGGCUUCAGAUACGGUCAAGAGAAUCAGUGGACCGUUGAAAUAAUAGUAUCACUUGUGAUUUGUGAGGUAGGUUAGGUUAGUACUCUCAGUUGGAGAAGAAUCAUUUUGGGUAAAGUAUGUUAUGCAGUUUUCCUAUUUUAGGAAAAAAAAUAUUGAUAUCUCCUGAAAUAUUUUAGGGGACAGCUUAAAUUGGACCCUCGCAUAGCACUUUCGGCAUAUGGUACAUGGGUGCUACUAUGUAUGUGGUGAAUGGUUCUCUUAGUUUGUCAAAGGUCAAGGAUCCUCUUAGUUUUUUUAUUUUGUUUAUUUUAUUUUAUGAAGUAAGUAGAUUCAUUGUUGGCAUCAAGAAGAUGCUACCUGUACAAAAGAGAUGCUGUCAGAUUCAUUACAAUUGUCUAUGCUACAAAAAGGCUAUACCAAAACCAUUUAGAAUGUUAGCCCAAGUCCCAAGGAGGCAAAAAACUAGUUUAUGUGCAACUUCCUCUUAGGCUUGUAUAUGUUCUUUGGUAUCCUUCAAUAACUGAACCCGUUGUCUUGGAUUUGAUCAGUAGAUAUCUCAAACAGUUCUCAUUAUCUAUUCAUCUUCCUAUCAGUUACACUACAAAUCAUUCUUCCCCCUUAUGAAUAUGUACUGUGUCAAUGCAUUGCUAGGGUUUAAGAUACCAAGACUCGCUUCAAUAUGGCGGUGCCUAACAGAGUCGAAUAAUUCCAUGUUGCCAUCAUUUUUCUUGAAAUUUAAAGAACGAGAAGAUAAAUCAUGAGGAUUUCCUGUUGAUACAUACAACUUCUUGUGGGAGGGACAAAGAUCAUGGUUACAAAUACUCUCAGUUGUGCAGGGACAAAUAUUUCUAUUAUGCGACUGGUUCUCGUGUAUUAUCACAUUUGUCAAAGGUCAAGCUUCCUCUUAGAUAUCUCAAAAACUGCUGCCUGGCCCUUCUAAUAUUGAAGAUGUUGUGGGGAAACAUUUCUUUAUCUGGUUCUUGUUUGAUGGGUAAGGAUUUAUUAUUCUGAGAACCGUAGGAAUUGUGAUAAUACAGCUGAAGGGUUGAUUCUGUUACACCAAUGAUGAGAAAACAUCCUGCUAUAAAGAAAUGAAAUUUAUCUAUUUAGAACGGAAUUGCACCAGGGAGGCAACACAGGACCAAAUCUGUGGAGAAAAUUAUGCUUAUCAACCUUGAAUAGCUGAGGGAUGUAAAACCAAAAGUUAACUAGAUUUCUUCUCUUUUACUUUACUGAGUUCAGUAUACUCUAGAUUUGAAAACGCUCAUUUGAUGCCUAUUAGGUCUAACCUAUUUGCUUAGAUCGCUGCCUUCGUAUUUCAGUAUAGGAUCUUAUAUGUUUGGAGUAAUCAUUUCUACUAAUUUACUAAUCUUCAGGUCUGAUGAUAUGACCUAGGGACUCUCUAAGCCAGAUACGGAAUGUUAUGUCCAUACUCAGUAGCUACAAGAUUAAAGCCGGCACAGCACCUGUGUCUGAUGCUCUCUUUACAAAGUACAGAGAUUUUACAACCAACUGUAUGUCUGUUCUAGUGCAAAUCCACGAGAGUUUAAUUCCUUGCUCAGGGUCAUAUGCAAUACUGUUGAGUUUCUACAACUGAAAUAGCAUAUGCAUGCCAGUGAAUAUCUCCCCCUUUGACAUUUAUCCUUAUGGGGAUGCUCAUGUAGAUAGAUGAAUCAGCCUUGAUUUAAAUGUUAAUUGAAAUGAUAAAUUAACCAAUCUAUAACUUUUAUUAAAAUAUUGAUUGAUCCAUGACCAUAUACGUCGAGCUAAUAUCAUUUAUGUAAAGGUGACUUACUCGUGCUUUCCAUUGAUUUUCUAUAUCCGACUUCAGGAAAGGAAUCCCUUCUUUUCUGCUCUGCAUUUAAAGAAGAAGUGAUCUAAAGUGUGGUACUCUAUGUGAUUUUAUGCAGUGGGCUUCUCCAAGCAUUUUGAUUGAUCUUAUCCAUACAAGUUUGUCUUUUGUACAGAAGGGCCAAUUAUAUGUCCUUGGGACUCUCUGAACCAGAUAUGGAGAUGCUAUGUCUAUGCUACACCAAGUAGCUACAAGAUUAGGGCCGGCAUUGCACCUGUGUCUGAUAGCAUCUUUACAAGGUAUAGUGAUUUUACAGCCAACUGUAUGUCUAUUCAAGUGCAAAUCCACGAGAGCUUAAUUCCUUCCUCAAGGUAAUAUGCAAUACUGUUGAGUUUCUACAACAGUAUGCCCUUAAAGCCAAUGUAUACCACGAUCUAGGAUUCAGAGUCUGCCGUUCUUGAGAUAUCAAGGAAGCAUAGGAUGAUAACAACACAGUCAUUGAGUGGGCAGUCGCUAAGGAGAUGAAAACAUUGUUUACAAGAAAGGCAACUUGUGUGUACUGCAAUGCUUUUCUUGUUCUUUGUGUGCUGUGAAAAAAGGAAAUGGCUUCCCUGGCUCGUGCUUCUGUUUCUGAGGAGGAAUGCAACAAAGGACUUCUUGAAGUUGGGAAUGAGCUUCUUCGGCAGCCCCCAUCUUCUAAAGAGGAGCUUCUGGAGAAACUUGAUAACUUAGAACAUCUUUUGUCAGUGGUGAAGCAAGUUCCCCCUGCUUCAGUGCGAGAUGCUUUUCGGCCUGCAAUGGAAGCACUAGUUACAGAUGGACUUCUACGGCAUCCUGACAUAGAUGUGAAGGUGUCAGUUGCAUCUUGCAUCAGUGAGAUCAUGAGAAUUACAGCUCCAGAUCAACCAUAUGAUGAUAGCAGACUUGAGGACUUUUUUGAGCUUGCAGUUUUGAUGUUUGGGAAAUUGUAUUGCUUGGAGGGUCGCUGUUAUUCAAAGUCUGUGUCAAUUAUUGAAGUUCUUGCAAAGUACCGAACGUGUGUGCUGAUGUUGGAUCUCCAGUUAGAUUCAUUGAUUGUUCAGAUGUUUCAACAUUUUUUGAAUAGUAUAAGGCCAGACCACCCUGAUCAAGUAUUCAUGAACAUCGAAGAAAUAAUGACCAUGAUAAUAGAAGAGAGUGAAGAAAUUCCAAUGCAGCUUCUGAACGUCCUUGUGAGAAUCCUCCUAAUUAGUGUUAAGAAGGAAAAUCAGAAUGUUUCACCUCGUUCCUAUGUGCUGGGAGAGAAAGUUCUUCAAGAAAGUGCUGUCAAACUUCAUCCAUAUCUUCCAAAAGCAGUGACGGACCUCGGCAUUUCCUUUAACAAAUAUUCAGAAGUUGUUGAAUUAAUGUGGAGAGAGGCGAUUAAAAGUAAAGCUAUGGUGGAAAAUGUUCCCGAAGAGCUUGCACCACAUGCUGCACCUGAGAGAGUUGCUCUGUUCUUAGAACAACCUCUUGUUUUGCUAGGGACAGAUGAUCCCAAGCAUAAGAGCGACGAUGUCAUUCUAGAAACGGAUACAACUAUAAAGGAAUCAGAAUGUGGAUAUGCAAUGAAGCAGCAGAAAAGUACCGAUUCAAGGACCACUACGCAAUCUGAAGACUUGGGUUUCAUAAAUGAAGCCAAAAAAGCACUAGAUCCGGAAGCUACUCAAACUUCAAAAAAAAGAGGUUGGAAACCUACUUUUUUGAAUAAACCAGAGGAAGGAUAUGAUGAUACUUGGAUAAGUGGAGAAAGGAGAUCAAAAGCCCAUAUUCUCUUGAAGAGUCGUGGGAAAGAUACUAAAAAGAGGAGUAGCAGUUCACCUAAAUGUGCACAGUUUUCAUCAAUUUCAGUAAGAGAUUCAUCAGAAGCUAUAACCAAGAAGGAAGUCUCAAAACCUACGUCGUUAGCUUCUGAAGAAUUUUCUGUUGUGGAGCCAUCAGAGAAACAUGAAAAAGAUGACAAGAAAACUGUACCUUCCAGAUAUUGUGAUAAAAGACGGCUGUCAUCAGUUGGAGAAUCAGGAGCUGAGGCUCUGGAUUCUGUCUCAAACACCAAAGAAAGCAAUUUCCCCAAAGCCUGUAAAAAACAACGUAAACAAUGUAAAAGGAAGAACUCGCCAUCACAAGAAGAGGGAAAAGCAACUGAUGAUCCGACUCCUCCAACAGCGACCAUGCAGCAUAAUUUAACUUCACAAGGAGUGCACCAAAAUAAAGGGGUCGAGGUGGAUGUGCAUGGCUAUAAAGUAAAAGUGAGCAGUGCUCCUAUACUUGCUGCCAUUUUUGCCAAAUAUGGUGACAUUGCAGUCAACUGUCACUAUAAAUCACUGGCUUCCAGAGCUUCCCUUCUUGAUCUAGUUUGUGAUGUUGUAAAGAGGCUGAAAACCGGUGAUGUUGGCUCUUAUUCCAUCAAAUAUAUGAAAUCUUUUGUCUCUGCUGCCGCAGAUGUCAAGCUUGAUGUAACUUGGCUGCAGCAGUAUCUGGAUGAGAUUUCAAAAGAGGAGGAUAUGGAGAAAAAGUUAUGUAUGGAUAUCAAUGUCCUUCUUCGUUGAAUUGUGGACCAAGACAUCAAUUUCUCUGUAAAAUGAGUUUAUUAACAUUCUUUUUAUCAACACAUAAUGUUUUUGUUGGCUAUCCUUUGCUCCAACAAUAUUUUGGAUUCCUCAAACCAUCUGAUUGAUA
Molecule: messenger RNA, 5347 nt
Organism: Solanum dulcamara
Lineage: Eukaryota; Viridiplantae; Streptophyta; Magnoliopsida; Solanales; Solanaceae
Product: sister chromatid cohesion protein PDS5 homolog C-like
Exons: 16
Coding region: 3253-5217 (654 amino acids)
Biological process (GO): mitotic sister chromatid cohesion; DNA repair
Cellular component (GO): nucleus; chromatin
Source: RefSeq, a predicted model, not a curated record